Messenger RNA from Carassius carassius (crucian carp), 325 nucleotides. RefSeq names its product cAMP-specific 3',5'-cyclic phosphodiesterase 4D. The transcript has 2 exons. Lineage: Eukaryota; Metazoa; Chordata; Actinopteri; Cypriniformes; Cyprinidae. The coding region runs from base 47 to 325 and encodes 92 amino acids. The record is from RefSeq and is a predicted model, not a curated record.
CUACGUUCUGAGUCUGGAACCUCAACUUUUAUCUGGGGGACAAACGAUGCAAGAGAAUGCCUGCAGCGAAGAAAGUCAAUUGGAGAGCGUCUCAGAUUGUUCCCCAGACUUCCCAGACUCAUGUCCACUGUCCUGCAUGGAGCCCUUUGCGGUCCGCAGGCUUUCCUGCCGAACCGUCCAGCUGCCCCCUUUGGCCUUCAGGCUGGCUGAGCAGUACUACUGUGAGAGAAAACCAGAGACUGAGACGGCCCAGCCUCGACCCACCAGCCUCCCCUUGAGAGCAACUCCACUCAUUGCCAUCACCUCCGCAGAUACAAGCAGGUAA